AUGUACGUGGGCUAUGUGCUGGACAAGGAUUCUCCCGUGUACCCCGGCCCCGCCAGGCCCGCGAGUCUCGGCCUGGGCCCGCAAGCCUACGGCCCCCCGCCGCCACCCCCCGCGCCCCCGCAGUACCCCGACUUCACCGGCUAUUCUCAUGUGGAGCCAGUCCCCGCUCCCCCUACAGCCUGGAGCGCACCCUUCCCUGCGCCCAAAGACGACUGGGCCGCCGCCUAUGGCCCAGGCCCCGCGGCCCCCGCCGCCAGCCCAGCCCCGCUGGCAUUCGGGCCCCCUCCGGACUUUAGCCCGGUGCCCGCGCCCCCUGGACCCGGCCCGGGCCUCCUGGCGCAGCCCGUCGGCGGCCCAGGCGCACCGUCCUCGCCCGAAGCGCAAAGGCGGACGCCGUAUGAGUGGAUGCGGCGCAGCGUGGCGGCCGGCGGCGGCAGUGGCAGCGGUAAGACCCGGACCAAGGACAAGUACCGCGUGGUCUACACUGACCAUCAGCGCCUGGAGCUGGAGAAGGAGUUCCAUUACAGCCGUUACAUCACCAUCCGGCGGAAAUCAGAGCUGGCCGCCAAUCUGGGGCUCACUGAACGGCAGGUGAAGAUCUGGUUCCAAAACCGGCGGGCAAAGGAGCGCAAAGUGAACAAGAAGAAGCAGCAGCAGCAGCAGCAGCCCCCACAGCCACCACCGCCAGCCCACGAGGUCACCCCCACCCCAGCAGGGCCACCCCUGGGGGGCCUGUGCCCCAGUUCUGCCAGCCUCCUGGGCACCUCCUCCCCUUUGCCUGUCAAGGAGGAGUAUCUGCCGUAGCCCCGUGCCCAGCCCGCUGGGAGUCCGGGAGGCCCAGUCUGGUCCCAGCCCUGCCACUGACCUUCUGGAUGACCUUGGACAAGCCACCCAGCCACUCACUGCAUCCUCUUGGCCCAUCUGUGCAGUGAGCCUGUUGGAUAAGGAGCUCUUGGGGUGGGGGGCAGAUAAGGGAACCCAGAGGGAGCUUUCUCAAUCCCCAGAGGGCUGGGUGAGGGGCCAAAACAAGGCCCUGGCCCCAUUUUCUGCUCCAUAGGUUCAAGGGAUGGGGUGGGAGGCCAUUCCAGGGACCAGACACCCUGGAGAAAGGGGAAGGAGCUGAGAGAAAAUGGAAGGCUUGCAGACCAUCACCCGAGCUGGGAGGAGAGUGAUCAGCUCGUUCCUGCCUCUUCCUGCAGCCCACUUCCACGCGCCCCAUCCUAACGUGCCCUGCACCCACUCUAGGCCAGAUGCUGAGCACAGAGCCCACAGGAUUGGGCCUGAGGAAGAGGCUCUGUGCGCCACCCUCUCUGGGUCACAGAACCAUUGUCAGUGGGUCCCCCAGAUAGGGAGGGAGGGAGGGUCCUGGAGGGGCAGAAGGGGGCAGAACCAACCCUGCCAGGUUUCUGU
This is a messenger RNA of Choloepus didactylus (southern two-toed sloth), 1410 nucleotides long. It is a transcript of the gene CDX1, whose product is annotated as caudal type homeobox 1. Gene Ontology annotation, biological process: anterior/posterior axis specification; animal organ morphogenesis; embryo development. The transcript has 3 exons. Gene Ontology annotation, cellular component: nucleus. Gene Ontology annotation, molecular function: DNA-binding transcription factor activity, RNA polymerase II-specific; RNA polymerase II transcription regulatory region sequence-specific DNA binding. Bases 1 to 804 code for a protein of 267 amino acids. The record is from RefSeq and is a predicted model, not a curated record. Lineage: Eukaryota; Metazoa; Chordata; Mammalia; Pilosa; Megalonychidae.